This is a messenger RNA of Poecilia reticulata (guppy), 5972 nucleotides long. RefSeq lists its product as uncharacterized. Lineage: Eukaryota; Metazoa; Chordata; Actinopteri; Cyprinodontiformes; Poeciliidae. The record is from RefSeq and is a predicted model, not a curated record.
UGAUUUUUUUUUGUUUGUUUUGUUUUGUUUUCUAGAAAACAAAAAACAUAAAUUGAGUUGUUUUUAUUGUUGUUGUUAUCUGCCUCUGGCUCUGAUACGCCGUUGAAAAAACUCCCAAAUGGAUCAGUGAAUUAAAACGGUAAUCCUAUUUUAUUGUCAUUCUGUUGUGUAAAUUCAACGCAUUCAUUCUCUGAAAACGUGAAAAAAAAAAAAUCUGCUGAAUUCUUCAAAUUCUGCUACUUGCUAUAAUAUUGGACCAAAUUUCUCUCCAUAAGAUGUGAAGACGUGAAAAAGCGGCGUGGGUGUGAAUACUGAUGCACGCGCUGUAAGGAUGUGAAUCAAGUCUCUUCACGCUGAUGUGUCACGCGUGAUGGGCGGGACUUUUCCUCGCAGUGGGGUCAGGGGCCCCUUCAGGUCCAAGGCGUCUGGGGAUGAACCCGCAGACACAUUUCCACGUCACAGAUUCAAUCUUCAAACUGUAUACUGCGGUUUUUGUUUCUUUUUUUUUUCCUCGUGGGUUUUUGUGUGUGUUUGUUUUUGUUUUUUUUGGUGUCGGUUCGUGGGAAUCUGAGCCCCAGGAAAACAGAAAAAGCUCUCCCUUGUGUCUGUCACUGUGACCGCCCACAGCCCGGAGCUGAGCGGGGGGAGAGAGAAAGUGGAGCUUUGUGAAUGACGGGAGCGGCGGAGAGCAGAAAACAAACUUUACCACUUUAUUCCCUCCAGCCUGCCUCCAUUUUCCCUCCCAGACAAUAAAGUUCGGAUGUUUAGGAGCCGACACCGAACCGGAGGAGUCCCGAUGCAUGCAGAGCAGCAGCCUGGCCGUGACUGGAAUAACUGUUGGAGGUGGCAGAUCAUUCCGAGCCAGAAUGGACCACAGCUUCCCGAAGAGCAACGAUUUUACGCCUUUAAGCCAAUAAAACCGCAUAAAGGGACAAUAAAAAUCAAAAUAAGCUGCUGUGCCGUCGACGUUUUCCAGAAAGGUUGCAGAAGAUGUUCGUUACUUUCUGGAUUUGUUUCUGCCUGCUGGUGAUGGUCGGUGCGGACUCUUGCCUCAUCAUCAGCGAGAUCAACGCUGAUAACCCCGGACUGGACACCACCGAGUUCGUGGAGCUGUACCACACCAGCGGACAGCGAGCCUCCCUGGACGGCUACACCCUGGUGUUUUAUAACGGCAAAGGGAACGUAGCCUACAAGGUUCUGGACCUGAAGGACCACAGCACGGACGACAGAGGAUUCUUCCUGGUCGGCUCCUUGGACCUGGUGCCCAAGCCGGCCAUCCUCCUUCCCCCAAACACGGUCCAGAACGGCCCGGACGCCGUGGUCCUCUACCGCACCGCCGCCGCCGCCCGCUACCUGGAGAAGAUGAACGUCACGGCGGUGGGGCUGGUGGACGCCGUGGUCUACAUGACGCGGCGCUCCGGGGGAGCCGAGUUCCUGGCGGAGGUCCUGACGCCCGGAGAACCGGCGUUUGUUGAAGACGAAGCGGCGCACGAAGCGGACGAGUCGAUCGAAAGGUGCCUGCUGUCGGACGACCAAUGGGGCUUCCGGGUGUCGCUGCCGUCUCCAGGUCAGCGGAACAACUGCACUCCGCCGGCCGCGCCGCUGACCAGUCCCUUCAUUAACGAGCUGAAGCUGGGCAGCGGACAGGUGGACGGGUCGGUGGAGCUGACGGACGUCUCGGCUGCAGGGCCCGUGGUUCUGGUGGUUUGGGACGGGAAAACGGACAAGGUUAGCGUUAGCAUGGACGUGGACACGUCCAGGAAUGGACUCAACUUUAUGACCGUCAACAAGAAAUACAUGAAAGGCGAUGAGUCUGGCGCUGUGGCCAUUUACAGCGGCAGAGCUGCAGACUUCCCGGUGGGGAGUCCGCUGAGGCAGACGCAGCCGCUCGACGCGUUCGUGUUCGCCGGGCCUGGAAACAAGCCGAGCUCCAACCUGACGGAGACGCUGAUCCCCGGCAGGCUGCCCUACCAGCUCAGCACCAGUUUGCGAGAGGGCGGCUUCUACCUGAGCCGCUGCGGUGUGGCUACCUGGGCCAGAGAUCCCGGCACCUUCUGGGAGGCGCCACAGACUCCCGGGCUGCCCAACAAAUGCCCCUGGCCCAAAAUCUGCCCCCACACCAUCUUGAUCCCUGGCGGAACGGAUUCGCCGCCUCACCUGCCGCCGGGCAGCAGCGGCGACUUCCUGAUCAAUGAGCUGAACACGGACACGCCGGGCGCGGCCGAGGACGGGGAGUACAUCGAGCUGUGGCACCCGUCGGGCCUGCGGGCCUCGCUGCAGGGCGUCUGGAUCCUGCUCUUCAGCGCGCACAACAACAAGCCGUACCGGGAGAUCAGCCUGAGCGGCCACUUCACCACCUCCAAGGGUUACUUCCUGCUGGGCAGCGACAGGCUGGCGCCGGCGCCGUCGCUCCGCCUUCCUCCCAACACCAUCCAGAACGGGCCGGACGCCGUGGCGCUGUACCGCAGCCUGUCCGGCCCGCCGUCGGCGGCCCAGAGGGGGAUCCCGACCCGGGGCCUGCUGGACGCCGUGGUGUACCGGCAGAGGGGGUCGGACAUGGAGGCGCAGGAGCUGAGCCAGGCGCUGACCCCGGGGCAGCUGCCGCUGCUGGAGGAUCCCGAUGUUCUGCCCGGCGAUGAAGCACUCAGCCGCUGCGGAGGCCUCUACCCGUUGGACCUGUCGGCUUUCUCGGUGGCUCCGCCCACUCCUCUGCGGGAGAACGUCUGCCCCCGUCCUCCUCCGGCGCCGGAAGGCGUCGUCAUCAGCGAGGUGUCGAGCGCGCGCUGGAGCAACCACAGCCAGCAGGGGGGCUUCGUGGAGCUGCAGGGGCCGGCCCUGACCGACCUGCGGGGCCUGGUGCUCUCCGUGUUCGACCAGGACGCCGGCGGCACCGCCGUCGCCGUCCCGUUACGAGGAGUCAUCGACCAGGACGGCUUCUAUGUUGUUGGACAUGGCCAUGACGCAGAUCAGGCCUUUCCUGAGGGAGCCUCGGUGCCGGCGGCAGGAGCCGCGGUCCUCUGCUACGACCUGUUCAGCGUCUGCAGGGCCGGGACGGCGCUGACCAACUCCAGCCUCAGAGACGUGCUGGUGUUCAGCGAGAACCAGCGGCUGCUCGCCUCCCUGUCCACCACCAGGGGGCGACAAGUCCUGCCGUCUCUCAGGUGGUCCGUGGGGAACGGUCCCGUCUCGCUCAGCCGCUGCUCCUGCUGCCAGGUCCGCAGCCCGUCGUCGUGGACCAGCUCGUCUCCAACGCCGCAUAGCAACAACGUCUGUCCAAGCUCCGCCUACUCCAGUCAAAUCGACCUCUGCCUCGGACCGCCGGCCAGCAGCUGGCAGGAGCAGCCGGGAGAAUGCAGCGCUUUGAUUCAGGGAGCAAAGAUGGCGGAAGUGGCGGAUUACCUGGAGCAGAGGUGCGACUGCGGCAUCUCGGCUCUCUACCUGCAAGGCACCAACGUUUCCUGCGUGUCCGGAUGGCUGCGGGUGCAGGGCGACAUCCAGGCGCUGUCUGACCACCAGAGGGCGCUCAUCAUCCAGACGGCCAGCGCGGAUUCCUCUGCUGCUCGGGCCGAGACCUGCUCUCCUCCCAGCACCGGCCGCUACACCGGAGCAGCGUCGGCUCUGGGUUUACAGAUCGGACUGAUCGUCACCGUCCUGCUGCUGCUCGGACUCGGAGCGGCUCUGUUCACAUACCUCUACAGGAGGAGGCGUCCGUUGGACUACUACACCAUGGAGCUGAGCGAACACGCGGAGGGCCUGUCGGAUCUAUAACCGGCGUGUUUUGAGGCGGUCAGCGGAUGUUUUCAGGUAUUUGUGAGCGCGGACGCUGCAGGCGGAUCUCCGAUGGAAAAGACUUUGUAAAUGUUCAGGAGGGAGCCGCGCAGCGCGAUGCGGCGUUUCUGGCUCCAGAUAAUGACGUAGCUUUCUAAAGACGGAUGUGCGACUCUUUGAAACUGCUGGUUAUCGACUGUAAGGGAAAUACAGAAGGAAGAGGGAACACUUUUUCUUAUUACUUGAGUCCUAAAUACUCAUUUGUUCACUUGUUUGUUCCACUUUUUAAACCGAAGCAUCUUUAUUUUGGAUCAUUUUUGCAGGAAGCUCCUAAAUAAUCCUUGUUCUUAAAAACAGUCCGAUUUUAUUUUAGGUCGCUUGUCCCUUAAAUGUGAAUGGCUUCUAAUGGUCCAAUGUGCCUGUAACCACUCUGUGUGCUUACUUAAAGCGAAUUGUUUACACUUUCCCAAUUGAGAAUUUGAAGAAAAAUGAUCCUAAAUGAGGAAUGUUUGGAAAUUACAUUGUUUUUUUCUUGAGAACCGAAUGCCUGCUGUUUUCCAUUGGGAUGCACCGAUUGCUCUGCUGAUUAUUGGAAUUGGCCGAUAAGGUUUCAUGCUGAAGUGGAAAUUUCCUUCAAACUUCAGUAAUUUGAACUUUGAUCACAGAGGAAUCUUUAUGAAUCAUUGAUCUGUUUUGCUUUUUAAAUACAAAAAUUGGGUGAACAAGUUUUUUGUAUUUUUGUUUACAACAAACAGAAAACCUGGAGAUAUAAACACCCCGCCCAGUAGGGGGCAGACUUCCCGACCGGAACAGAGCUCUCUAAAACCUGACUAUUUAUCUCAUAUGUAGUUUUUUAUUUUUGAGGACUUUUCUGUCAGGCUAAAGUUUGAGUUGUAUGCAGACAUCUUCGUUGCAUUCUGCGGCUAAAGCUAACUAGCUGCUAAUAUACCUUUUGGGGCUAGCUAGCCAGCUAGCGAGCUUUUUAAAGUACGUAAUGGGUACGUGCAAAUUUAUCACCAAUUUAUCAUUUUUAUACAAGUCUUAAAAAGUCUUACAUUUGAGUUGGUGAAAUUGCAACAUUUCAAAUUUUAUUUAAAAAUAAAUUUAUUGAUUGCAAAGGGAAAUUAAAUGACCUUCAUUGUCCUUGUUGAGUCUCAGAAGGACACAAUAGUUUCCCUGCAUGAAACCUGUUGCUGUUUGAACCAGCAAACAGUUUUAAAGCCACAAAUCAAAGUUACAUCUAAAAUCUAAAAUCAACUUUUUAAUUUUUCCAUCAUGUUGCAAAGUUAUUCCCUCAUCAAAACAACCCUAGAGUGUUGCCUUGAUCAUUGAGAAAUCCUUUAAUCUCCAUGGCAACCAGUCAGCUGUUCAAAACGCCUGAGUGGACCUAGCCCCGACCCCCAGGCGCAGCUCCUCCCUUUCUCAGCUCGUGUUGAAUUACACAGUUAAAUUUGAUAUAUAAAGCAUCAUUAUAACAACCGAUAACAAUAUUCACUUCUUCACAUACAUAUUUAAAUGUUGAAUUAAGUCAGAAACAGCAUUUUGUAGCUUUUGUAGGGAAAUCUGGAUUAUGUAAUUCUUAAUUUUACAGAAAUCAAAAAUCAGACCGGCCCAGCAGCUGCAAUCGGUGCAUUUCUACUCAGAAACUUAUCGUCCAAUCAGCUGAUCUCUUACUUACAUGUGCACUCCAGCUCUGUCCUCAUCUAAUGAGAUCCUCGGAAAUGUUCAAUGUUUUCCUGAAAAGCAGAAAUCUGUGCAUUUAUUUUAUUUCUACUGAAAUCUGAUCUGAAUGCCUUUAAGGUUCCUCUGAUUUCUGCUGCUUCCUCUGCUAAACCUGGGAAUCAUUACAAAUCAGGCCACUUCUGCAGCCGUCAUUACUUUGUGUAUAACAGAAUAUUUUCUGGUAAACCUUAUUCUUUUCAUGAAAUAGUGGAUGUUGUAAAUUAUGAACAUUUUCUUUUUAAAAUGUCAAUUAUUUUUCUGAUUUUCUGCAGAUUCGAAUUUUUUAAAUUAUUUGUUCAUUCAGCCCUAAACAGUCAUUAUAAGCUGGUGUUUUUCAGACGUUGAAUAAAUUGACUCCCUGCAGCAGAAAAUUUCUCCAUGUCACUAAAAGCACUGGAAAAAAUGUUUGUUUUUUUCUUUAUCAACACAUUAAGUGUUCAUUUCCUCUCCAGUGUUUCACAUAUUAAACUGAAAUACCUUCA